AUUUACUUUUUCCUAUCCUCUCUUCUUCUAGCCCCCAAAAGGAAGUUGCACAUUUGUCUCUUGUCCAUAUAUAUGUUAUGCGUUUGACGCUCCACAAUUUUACUCUGUCAUGGCUGAUUUGAAGUCUUUAGAGCAUCCCACCCUCAAGGUUCCAUACGAAGUCCUGAAUAAGAAAUUUCGUGCUGGACAAAAAACCGUCGACAGGGAAGUGUCCCAUGUUCAAAUGUCGAUCUCUGAACUAGAAAAGAGCUUAUUUCGAACACCUGUUCAAGUGGAUCAAAUAUGCAGUCUUCUUGGAGCAACUGUUGAGAAACUACAAACAAUGAAACGAAAGGUUGAAGAAGCCAUCAGUGAUGAGCUGGAAGCAGCUCAGAACUGUAAACGAAGGGUAGAACACCUUAAAUUGGGGGCUGUUGGAAUUAUUCCAACGACUGAUUCUUCCAUCACAUAUUCACUCUGGAAAAAAACACGGGUAGAGAGGUAUCUGGUUGAACAUCUUCUGAGAGCUGGACAUUACAACACAGCUCAGAAAAUGGUGGAACAAAAUCCUGAACUUGCAGAGCUUACUAAUUUGGAUAUCUUUUUGGUUGCCCGAAAUGUUGAAUUGACACUGGCCCAGCAGCAGACCCAAGCUGCCUUAGCAUGGAUCCACGAUCACAAGAGCAAACUAAGAAAAAUAAAAUCCACUUUGGAAUUUCAUCUGAGACAACAAGAAUUCGUCGAACUCAUCAGAUCCGAUCGUCGAAUGGACGCCGUGCGCCAUGCCCGAAAGUACUUGACCAAUAUGGAUGACGUUCCAUUGGAGGAACUGCAACAUGCGCUAGCCCUUCUUGCGUUUCCUUCGGACACUCAGUUAUCACCCUACAAAGAACUACUCGAUACUUCCCGAUGGAUUGCUUUAACUGAAGAAUUCCGUCAAGAUUACUUCCGACUUUAUCAGCUGGCUCCUUUGUCCGUCUUGGCAGUCGCGUUGCAAGCUGGACUAUCCGCAAUGAAAACUCCGCAGUGUUAUCGUCCCGUGGACCAGAGAAACGCCGAAUGUCCUGUUUGCCAAGAACCUUUGAAUAAGUUGGCUGAACGUUUACCUCACGCCCACUGCUCACAGUCACGAUUGAUCUGUCGUCUUUCUGGCUUGCCCCUCAACGAACAUAAUUUGCCUAUGAUGCUACCUAAUGGUCGCGUUUACGGAGAACAGGCCUUACGAAAUAUGGCAAUGAGCAACAACGGGAUGGUUACCUGUCCACGCACUAAAGAAGUCUUCGCCAUCAAGGAUGCAGAGAAAGUCUAUGUCAUGUAGUUAUUUUGAUUCCCCUUUCUAAUACAAAAUUCUGAAGUA
Daphnia carinata is the source of this 1336-nucleotide messenger RNA. RefSeq names its product E3 ubiquitin-protein transferase MAEA-like (gene Kaz). The coding region runs from base 110 to 1297 and encodes 395 amino acids. Gene Ontology annotation, biological process: proteasome-mediated ubiquitin-dependent protein catabolic process. Lineage: Eukaryota; Metazoa; Arthropoda; Branchiopoda; Diplostraca; Daphniidae. Gene Ontology annotation, molecular function: ubiquitin protein ligase activity. The record is from RefSeq and is a predicted model, not a curated record. The transcript has 7 exons. Gene Ontology annotation, cellular component: nucleus; GID complex; cytoplasm.